AUGGGGGAGGUGACAGCAGAGGAGGUAGAGAAGUUCCUGGAUUCAAAUAUUGGCUUUGCCAAACAGUACUACAACGUCCACUACCGGGCCAAGGUCAUCUCAGACCUUCUCGGGGCCAAGGAGGCAGCCGUGGACUUCAGCACUUACCACUCCCUGAGCAGCGUAGAGGAGAGCGAAAUCAUUUUUGAUCUCCUGCGGGACUUCCAGGAGAACUUACAGACCGACAAAAGCGUCUUCAACGUCAUGAAGAAGCUGAGCUUCCUCCUGCAGGCGGACCGCAUGAGCCUGUUCAUGUACAGAACACGCAACGGCAUCGCGGAGCUGGCCACCCGGCUCUUCAACGUGCACAAGGACGCCGCCCUUGAGGACUGCCUGGUGAUGCCGGACCAGGAGAUUGUCUUCCCUCUGGACAUGGGCGUCGUGGGCCACGUUGCACACUCUAAGAAGAUCGCCAACGUCCCCAACACAGAAGAGGAUGAGCAUUUCUGUGACUUUGUGGACACCCUCACAGAGUACCAGACCAAGAACAUCUUGGCCUCCCCCAUAAUGAAUGGGAAGGACGUGGUGGCCAUAAUCAUGGCUGUGAACAAGGUAGAAGGACCCCACUUCACCAACAAAGACGAAGAGAUUCUUCUCAAGUACCUCAACUUUGCAAAUCUAGUCAUGAAAGUGUACCACCUGAGUUACCUGCACAACUGCGAGACUCGACGUGGCCAGAUACUGCUGUGGUCUGGGAGCAAAGUCUUUGAAGAACUUACGGACAUCGAGAGACAGUUCCACAAAGCCCUGUACACAGUCCGGGCCUUCCUCAACUGUGACAGAUAUUCUGUGGGUCUCUUAGACAUGACCAAGCAGAAGGAAUUUUUUGAUGUGUGGCCAGUUCUGAUGGGUGAGGCUCCACCAUACUCUGGUCCCAGGACUCCGGAUGGAAGGGAAAUUAACUUUUACAAGGUCAUCGACUACAUCCUGCAUGGCAAAGAGGACAUCAAAGUCAUUCCGAAUCCCCCUCCUGACCACUGGGCUUUAGUAAGCGGUCUCCCCUCUUACGUCGCCCAGAACGGCCUGAUUUGCAACAUCAUGAAUGCGCCUGCCGAGGACUUUUUUGCAUUUCAAAAAGAGCCAUUGGAUGAGUCUGGAUGGAUGAUCAAAAAUGUCCUUUCCAUGCCAAUUGUGAACAAGAAGGAAGAAAUUGUUGGGGUGGCCACGUUUUACAAUCGGAAAGAUGGGAAGCCUUUUGAUGAAAUGGACGAGACCCUCAUGGAGUCUUUGACUCAGUUUCUGGGCUGGUCUGUCUUAAAUCCUGACACCUAUGAGUCAAUGAACAGACUUGAAAAUAGAAAAGAUAUUUUCCAAGACAUAGUAAAAUAUCACGUGAAGUGUGACAAUGAUGAAAUUCAGGAAAUCCUGAAAACCAGAGAGGUGUAUGGGAAGGAGCCAUGGGAAUGUGAGGAAGAGGAGCUGGCUGAGAUCCUGCAAGCAGAGCUGCCAGACACAGAGAAAUUUGAAAUUAACAAAUUCCACUUCAGCGACUUGCCCCUAACAGAGCUACAGCUGGUGAAGUGUGGAAUACAGAUGUAUUAUGACCUCAGAGUGGUGGAUAAAUUUCACAUUCCGCAAGAGGCCCUGGUGCGGUUCAUGUACUCCCUGAGCAAGGGCUACCGCAAGAUCACCUACCAUAACUGGCGGCACGGCUUCAACGUGGGGCAGACCAUGUACUCCUUGCUGGUGACAGGAAAACUGAAGCGAUACUUCACGGACCUGGAGGCCCUGGCCAUGGUCACUGCUGCCUUCUGCCAUGACAUUGACCACAGAGGCACUAACAACCUCUACCAGAUGAAAUCUCAGAACCCGCUAGCCAAGCUCCAUGGCUCCUCCAUCUUGGAAAGACACCACCUGGAGUUCGGCAAAACGCUGCUCAGAGAAGAGAACCUGAAUAUCUUUCAAAACCUCAAUCGCCGACAACAUGAGCAUGCCAUCCACAUGAUGGACAUCGCCAUCAUAGCCACUGACCUCGCCUUGUAUUUCAAGUUGACGAUGAGGCCAAUGUCCAGGAAGAUCGUGGAUCAGUCUAAGACGUACGAGACGGAACAGGAGUGGACGCAGUACAGAUGCUGGGAGCAGACGCCGACAGGAAUCGUAAUGGCCAUGAUGAUGACUGCCUGUGAUCUCUCGGCCAUCACCAAGCCCUGGGAGGUGCAGAGCAAGGUAGCUCUGCUGGUUGCUGCCGAAUUCUGGGAACAAGGUGACCUGGAGCGCACGGUGCUGCAACAGAAUCCCAUUCCCAUGAUGGACAGGAACAAGGCGGAUGAACUCCCUAAGCUUCAGGUCGGCUUCAUUGACUUUGUUUGCACCUUCGUCUACAAGGAAUUCUCCCGCUUCCACCCAGAGAUCACCCCCAUGCUGGACGGGAUCACCAACAACCGCAAGGAGUGGAAGGCGCUUGCUGACGACUACGAAGCCAAGGUGAAGGCGCUGGAGGAGGAGAAGCAGAAACAGCAGGCGAACAAGCCAGGCGCAGGAAAUCAGCCCGGAGGGAACCCCAACCCAGGGGGUGCGCCUGCCUCCAAGUCCUGCUGCAUCCAGUAGCCUGAUCGGGGUCGUGCGGCCAGAUGGCUCCACCCUUUCAUGGGAGGAGAUGACCCAAGACAAUGAAGAACCACCCUCCUUCCUGAGAAGUAAAAGAGCUACAGGAUUUGAAAGCAGAUAGAGAAUUUAGCUUACAACUUAUCUAGUAGCUUUUGAACAUUCUUUUAGCCUUGAGAACUAUUCAUUGAGCUAAAACCGAUAUCCUAGCUUUUCAUAGACAUUUGUUAAACAUUUAAUUAAUGCCAGGUUCACCUGCUUGCUUGGGACCAUUUUUCUUCUUAUACUUUCAUGCUUUAUAAGGCAUUUUUAUUCUCAAAAGUAGAGAAUCCCCAUAUACCUUUCACCCAGAUUCUGGUGGUAAGAUUUUGCCACAUGUACUUCAUCUGUCCUUUUUGUUUCUUUCUCAAUUUUUUCUUAGCUGAAGCGUUCAAAGGCAAAUUCCAUACAUAUCACUUCAUUCCUCCAUUGCAUAUCUUUAAAGAAAUAAGGGCAUAUUUUUCUUUCUUUCUUUUUAAUGCUUAUCCCAGCACUGGAGGCAUUUUCUUUUUUUUUUUUUUCUCAUUUGCCGGUUUUUAUUUCAGCAUAUUAUUGGAGGCAUUUUCUAAUGUAAGCACAUCAUUAUCAGAUGCAAUAGAUGCACACCUACCACCCGGUUGUGGUGGAUGCUGUGAUGAGCGACACAGACCCCCACUUCAGUAAAGGACUCGGGGCACCACUAGCUGUGAGUGCGGUUGGCAGACAGCCUUCAGUGUCAGCCCCUGCAGGGAUUACUGCAGCCGCAGGGACACACCUUACCUUUCCCAGGGCAGCCUACAGCCAGUGACUGGUCCAUGCCAGGUGGAAAGGCCUGGCCAUCUUGGCCAGACAUGGGACAACUCUCAGGGCUAUUCUAGCUCCAGGACUCCUUGUGGGGUCCCCAAGUCUGUUGCUGGCUCACGUCACAGUUCAAUUCCUCCCUCUGCCCACCCCUACUUCCUUCCUUCCCUUGCCCCUUCCCCAGGCAUUGGUCCCAGGGCACUAAGCAUCCUGCAGACUAAGUCAUUUUAGAGUCUGCUUUCUGCAGAACCCAACUUCAGAUGCCAGCCCUUAAUCCACUUUCCCUCAUUGUUACAAGAACGUCUCUAAUAGUUGCUUUGCUUGAAUCUGAUUCAAACAAGUUUCACACAUUGAAUUUAGUUGUUAUUUGUUUCCUUUUAUUUGUUUUUAGGAAAAAGGUAUACUUUUUUCCCAUGGGGAGCCAAAGAUAUACUUUUUAUUCCCACUGAUUUCAGGGAAUAUAAAUUAAGGCAAAUUAUUUUCAACUUCAGGCCUUCUGUUUCAAUUAACAUAUGUUCUGUUAGUUUAAAAACAGAACUUCUUUAAAAUCAGAUCUAAGUAUGCUCUGGUGAGUCUGCAAUGCCUGGCAGAGUGCCCUCGGCCUGAUUAGUAUUCACACCAUAGUAACUGAUGUUGAAAACAGCACAAAUAAACCAAAAGUUGAAAAUGACAACAACGUGCUUAAAAGUUUGCAGUAAAUUUCUGCUGCACCCACCGAAACUCAAUUUUCCCCCAUUCUCUAUUGUUUUUAGCCCAACCUCCAAUUUUAUUGAGGUAUAAUUGACAAAUAAAAACUGUAUAUAUUUAAGGUGUACAACAUGACGUUUUGAUAUACAUAUACAUUGUGAAAUGAUUACUACAAGCAAGCUAAUUAACACACCACCGCCUCACACAGUUAGUUGC
Microcebus murinus (gray mouse lemur) is the source of this 4305-nucleotide messenger RNA. Lineage: Eukaryota; Metazoa; Chordata; Mammalia; Primates; Cheirogaleidae. The record is from RefSeq and is a predicted model, not a curated record.